AUGCCGAGAAGAGCGCGAGCGCCAGCUUCGUCGACUUUGAGCGGUCGGCGAAGACGGACGCCAGCGGGAAGGACCUUCGUCGUAGGAGGCUGCAUGGAGGACCUGGCGGCGACGACCAACAAGCUCGAGCAGGGCAUGGCGGACAUCAGGACUGCGGUGUCGCUGAUGGACAGUGAGGUGAAGAAGCUGGAGGCAAUCCACCCGAUGUGCGUGGACAACGGCAUGAGCUACGAGGAGCGCGUCGAGAAGCGGAAGGCGGAGAUGGAAGCGCUGACCAGGGCCCUCUGCAUCCUCGACACCAACAACGUCGAAGAGAGGUGCAUCGCCUGA
Prorocentrum cordatum is the source of this 330-nucleotide messenger RNA. Lineage: Eukaryota; Dinophyceae; Prorocentrales; Prorocentraceae. The record is from the annotation of a GenBank genome assembly.